AUGGUCCCCUCCCCCUCCCCCUCCCCGUUCCCCUCCCCGUUCCCGUUCCCCUCUUGGGGCUCCCGUUUGGGCCGGGGCGCUCGCCGGGCGCUGCUCCGGGGGGCUCUGGGGCUCAGUUUGGGCCUUUUGCUGCUUUGGGCGGCGCUUUUCCUCUACGGCUCCUUCUACUGGGCCUAUCUGCCCGCGGCCAUUCUCCUGUAUGGCCAGAUUUAUAGGAUUUCUCUGGAAUUGGAGCUCCCGGAGUCCGGGGUCAAUCGGGAUCUCGGGAUGUUCAUGGUGGGGCUGACGUGUUACGGGAACGGGGGGAAAACGUUGGCGACAGCAGCGAGAUCGGCCAUGCUGCACUAUCGUUCCCGUCUCCUCCGGGCUCUCCACACCGUGGCCUUCGCGGGGCUUUUCCUGAGCGGCUUCGCCGAGCAGAGCCAGACCCUGGAGGUGGAGCUGAUGGGAAGAUACAGAGAGGAUCCCGUGGGUUUUUUGGGGAAAAAAAUGGGAUUUAUGGGGGUAAAAAUGGGAUUUAUGGAAAAAAAAAGGGAUUUAUUGGGAUAAAAAUG
This is a messenger RNA of Malurus melanocephalus (red-backed fairy wren), 554 nucleotides long. RefSeq names its product BSCL2 lipid droplet biogenesis associated, seipin (gene BSCL2). Bases 1 to 549 code for a protein of 182 amino acids. Gene Ontology annotation, cellular component: endoplasmic reticulum membrane. The record is from RefSeq and is a predicted model, not a curated record. Gene Ontology annotation, biological process: lipid droplet organization; lipid storage. Lineage: Eukaryota; Metazoa; Chordata; Aves; Passeriformes; Maluridae. The transcript is spliced from 3 exons.